Molecule: messenger RNA, 459 nt
Organism: Amphimedon queenslandica
Lineage: Eukaryota; Metazoa; Porifera; Demospongiae; Haplosclerida; Niphatidae
Exons: 4
Coding region: 1-459 (152 amino acids)
Biological process (GO): regulation of transcription by RNA polymerase II
Cellular component (GO): nucleus; transcription regulator complex
Source: RefSeq, a predicted model, not a curated record
AUGGCGCUAGCUGAAUUUGAUGAGGCACUCAUCUUUCAUGUUCAAAAAUACCCGUACCUUUAUGACAAUAAGAGUCCAGACUUCAAGGUAGUUUGGAAGGAGAAUGCUUGGGUGCAGAUCUCCAAGCAACUCAAGAGAGAUGGCACAGUUGUGGAAACGGUCUCGAAGCGUUGGAAAACGUUGAGAGAAUGUUAUACUAAAGAACACAGAAAAUUACUAACAGGUACUGGAGCUGAUUCUGUAGAAAAAAAGUGGGAGUUUUAUCCUAUGAUGGAUUUUUUGAAAGAUUUUGUAAAACAUAGACAGACAGCAAGUAAUAUGAUAUUUGAAGAAAAUGUGCGUGAUAGUUUAGGGGAUGUUAAUGAAAGCAGCUUUGAGGGCAUGAUGGAAUCAAACUCACAAGAUAAAUCUUCAGAAAUCUCAAGUGACAUCAGUAGUCCCACUCCAAUGCACAACUGA